GUCAACUUGAGUAUUUAUUUGAUGCGGGGAUCGAAUAAUUUGACUACGGGUCUUCGCUUCCUUCAUAUGCACUCCGUUAUCAGGCCAAUUGGAACGGCGGGCUGCCGUCAAAUCUCACUAAAUCCCCGCAUACGUGGCUGUGAAAAUGGGUUGCGUGGGCGCUUAGCAUCGAUCCUCCUCCCUCCCCCACUCGUCAAGAAGUUCCCCUCUCCGGCCCGCGAUGGUCGCACAACUAUUUUCGUCCGUCAUUCUCGUGCGGGUCCCUUCUUCAGCACGCAGCGGUACUCCGUGUUCGUUCUAACACCAAGGUGCUCCGUGUGUAUUCAAACAUCAUGGUUUGUUCCCAGUGUUUUCGGUUUCCCAUUGGCUUCCUGCGUUGUUCGGCAGCCCCGCAGGUCCGUGCUAACUUUCCGCGAUCCUCCUGUAGUUCAGGAAGCAGUUUGCCUUUCGCAAGAAGAAAGGGGGCGACCACGAAGUUGCUCUCGUACCCCCCGACCAAGGUGCCGAACGGCUCGCACACGAAGCGUUGUCGACAUCGAGUACUGCCUACAAUACCCCGUUGCGCGACCGAUCGCCUGGUUCUGCCUCAGGGUUCAGCAGCAUCACCUCGGCCGACCGCCAAUCCACGAGCCUCUCAGAAGCCCCGGCGGUCCGCGGGGCCGAAUCAUCCACGCAAGAUCCUCUCGGUCUCAAAGUCGUACACCGACCACCGGGCGAACGCAGGGUUGAUGUCAUAUUCGUUCAUGGCUUGGGUGGCAGCAGUCGGUCGACAUGGUCGCAUAACCGCGAUCCGGAAUUCUUCUGGCCGCUGAAAUUCCUCCCUCUCGAACCAGAAAUCAACGAGGCCCGCAUCUUGACAUUCGGUUACAAUGCCAAUUUCCGGCCCGGAAGUGCGAGGGGCAAGAGUAAGAUGUCGGUCUUGGACUUCGCCAAAGAUCUCCUAUAUGACCUGAAGUAUGCCCAAGAUGAGUCUGCAGCGGAACUGGAAGACCUUGG
Phialemonium atrogriseum is the source of this 996-nucleotide messenger RNA. RefSeq lists its product as uncharacterized. Lineage: Eukaryota; Fungi; Ascomycota; Sordariomycetes; Cephalothecales; Cephalothecaceae. The record is from RefSeq and is a predicted model, not a curated record. The transcript has a single exon. The coding region runs from base 22 to 729 and encodes 235 amino acids.